This is a messenger RNA of Hevea brasiliensis (rubber tree), 1435 nucleotides long. RefSeq names its product probable purine permease 10. Lineage: Eukaryota; Viridiplantae; Streptophyta; Magnoliopsida; Malpighiales; Euphorbiaceae. The coding region runs from base 117 to 1277 and encodes 386 amino acids. Gene Ontology annotation, cellular component: membrane. Gene Ontology annotation, molecular function: purine nucleoside transmembrane transporter activity. The record is from RefSeq and is a predicted model, not a curated record. The transcript has 2 exons.
CAUGGGAGUCGCUUCAUUUCAUUUGAAUAUAAAGAUUUCUAUCUACCUCUCUCUCUCUCUCUCUCUCUCUCUCUCUCCCCUAGGCUUCAUCUUUUUGGAACUGCUGCACCUUUGACAUGGGAGAAGCUGAAGAAGUGCAACUUCAAAUUAUGGUUCAGGAAGCUAAAGAAGAAAAUUCACUUGAGUCUGCAAGUAUCACCAACCAGUCAACACUGCCACAAAGAAGAAACUACAAUUGGUGGUUCCGAAUAUCGCUCUAUAUACUCUUUCUCCUCUUUGGUCAGUCAGUGGCUCUUAUAUUGGGAAGGCAGUAUUUUGUUAGAGGUGGAAACAGCAAAUGGAUAGCAACACUAGUGCAACUUGUUGGCUUCCCAAUUCUCAUUCCCUACUACUUCAUUGUAAAACUCAAAAACCCGAGCGCAAAUGAUAUUCACACAAAACCACCAUCUGCCUUGACUCUCACAGCGAUCUAUGUAUCACUUGGCCUACUGGUAGCAGCAGACUGCUAUCUGUAUUCAAUUGGGUUACAGUACCUUCCUGUAUCCACCUAUACCCUUAUAUGUGCAUCUCAGUUAGCCUUCAAUUCUUUUUUCUCCUUUUUCCUUAAUUCCCAGAAGUUCACUCCAUUUAUAAUCAAUUCUCUAGUCAUUCUAACCAUCUCUUCUGUCCUCCUGGUGUUCAAUAACGAGUCUGCAGACCCUGCUGGAGUCUCUAAAGUGAAGUAUGCAAUCGGUUUCAUAUGCACUGUAGCUGCUUCGGCUGGAUACGGACUGGUGCUGUCAUUGACACAGCUUUGCUUCAAGAAGGUUCUGAAAAGACAAACAUUUAAGGUAGUCAUGGACAUGAUAAUCUUUCAGGAAAUAGUUGCAACUGCCAUUACCAUGAUUGGACUUUUCGCUAGCCAAGAGUGGAAUGGUUUAACAAGAGAGAUGAAUGAGUAUCAGUUGGGAAAGGUGUCCUAUGUCAUGAAUUUAGUAUGGACUUCUAUUGCUUGGCAGGUGUUUGCCAUUGGAUGUGUUGGAUUGAUUUUUGAGGUAUCCUCCCUCUUUUCCAAUGCCAUAAGUGUCUUAGGCUUGCCUAUUGUUCCAGUCCUAGCUGUGUUCGUUUUCCAUGACAAAAUGGAUGGUAUAAAGGCAAUUUCCAUGCUGCUGGCUGUCUGGGGCUUCCUCUCCUACAUCUAUCAGCACUACCUUGAUGAUCGUAAAUCCAAGGCCGAAAACAAAAAUGUCAUUGAGGUUUCUAAAGCAUCUCAUACUGGAACCUCAAGGAAUGAUUAGGAUGGGAGUCUGCAGAUUGAUAUUUGAUAGCUCUUCCUGGAGUUGAAGAAUUCUUUCCUAAAGGAUUCACGAACCUAUUGCAGACAACUGUAGAAUGUAGUUAAACAUAACAGAAUGCAAUCAAAUAAAAAUUCAAUGAAACAAAGAAAGUUCCAUUA